CGCGCGAAGUCUUUGGCUUUUGAUUCAGUCGCCGUGUAGACACCAAUACGCCUAGUUCUCCUACUUUCGUAGUCUUAAUACGGGUUAAGUGUUUCCACUCGAGUCUCUUCAGUGCUUCCGAAUUUGGAUACUGAUUUCUAUACACUCAUAAUUAUUAACCUGGUCAUAUUAUUGUUUGCACAUUUCAAAUUAAGGGCUGCGUGAAAUUAGGAUGAUUUAAGCGUUAACAAUUCAAAAUGGAGUCGAGAAUAUCACCAGUUUUUGCAUCUGUAAUAUUAGUUUGUUUAAUUUCAUCAACUCAAAGUCAAGUUUUCAUUCCUGAUGGAGCAGCACAAGUGGCAACACCGGUAGUACAAGAUCUUAAUUUGGUAACACAAACCGUUUAUGGUUUCUUAGACUUCACGACGACGAUUGGUAACACUGUAAUGGUAUUUUCACCUCAAAGCUCAUCGGCACCUUUAACAGAAAAGCCUAAAGAUGUGUCAUCCAACGUAAUCGUCGAUAACGCCCCACCAUUAGCCAAUAAUGAAGUAAUCAAUAUACAACCAUCAAAAACUCAGAUUAGCAAAAAAACAGAAAUAAGCCAGAAAGUGGCGUCGAUAGUGCAAGUAAAUCCUGCACCAAAAUUAGUUUCAAGUAAAGUAGAGAUAAAAUCCUCGCCCAUCUCCCAGGUGAAUGCAAUUCAGAGUAAACCCGUACAGAAAGCUCCGAUAAUUAUAAGUAAAGUUGAGGUUAUCGAGGAAACUAAACCCAGUGCAGUGCAUCAAAAUGUAGUCACCAAAGUGGAUGUGGUAACUAAAGCUGCUAAGUCGAUCAUAGCGAGUAAGGUCGAGGUAAUAACAGAGGAAAAACCAACCCGAAGUGUCGUUCAAGUAAAAUCAGACGAGGAAGAUCAGCCGGCCGUGAUUAUCGGAAAUAACAUCGGCGAGCCCGAAUACGAUUUCCUAUCCAGACAACCGUCGGAGGUCGUGGAGGAGACGUACAAAGUAAUAAACUUAAGGCCGAGCUCUAAGUUUCAGUUGAAACCUCGGGCGACGGCCGAACCGAAAAACAAGAAGAACGACCCACAACCUACCGGAUUAGUUUCAAAAAUGGAAGGUAUGGUAGUCCACGAUGGAAUAAUGACGUCUUACGAGACAAGUGUAAUAGGAACUUUCAUUAACGGCAAAUAUGCCCAAGUACUACAAAGUACUUCGCACGUCUAUGGCAGCCCCAAAGACAAGACUUCACCAAAGGCAAAAAUUGCUCCGUCCCAGAGUUUGAGGAUUUUAAAAACUGCUGCACCUACUUUAAAAAGUAACAAGAAGCAACAACACCUGGAACCCACACCGGCCGCUUCCAUUAACGAGGAUGUGUCCAUUGCGGCGGGAGAUGCUUUUAGCGCGCAAAACUCGAUAAAAACCACCAGGAAGCCGGGAAAGAGGUUUAAGAACCGACAAAAGGAGCCCGAAAGUGUGGAACAAAAGCCGGAGAAAGACGCCACUGCUGUUACCGCGACCAGUCAAUCCUACAAAAAGUCAUCGUCGAAAAAUAGAAAUCAGUCUCGAAAUUCCAAACAAAACACCUCACAAAGACAGUCAAAAUCUGGUCGGGGAAAUCGCAAAUCCAACCGUAAAUCAAAGUCUUCCAAAUCCAAAACAACUACAACUCCUCCAACUCCCUACAGCGAAGAAUCAAUAGCGGUGCCAACUGGUAAGCGGUUUUCAGGCAGUGGUGCCAAUAGAAGAAAAGCAGCAAGUAGAACUACCGCCUCUUCUAGCGAAGAGAAAAAUAAUUCUGGAUUUAGUAGAAGGGGUUACAAGCCGAAAAUUCAAACCUCUACUGUUGAGCAAGGUGGGGACGGUGCGUCGACCAGUUUGUACAAGUUUAAAUUAAACAGAACUCCAGGUAGAUGGCAAUAUAAAACCACUCCAAGACCGCGCGUGUCAAUACGCAAACAACCUGAGGACGAAGAAAGUAAUACAAAUAGUACAAGUGAACAUGCUGAAAAGUUACUUAGUGGUAAGCCGGAGGGAAGUGGCAAUAAUAACCAUCAACAGCAACAACAGCAAAACAAUGAGGUUGCUACUCCCCAAGCCAGAUCAGAUGAUGUCGAUAGUCUCGAAGGUUCAGAGUCAAUUGCAACGAUUAUAGAUGAUGACAGUGCCACUGAGAAUAAACUGGAUAGUCCUCAGUUACCCCUGGAAACCCUAAAGGUCGAAAUAUCAACUCCGCCCGACUUCAAGGAUAUCUAUUACGAAAUUGCUACGAUCAAAUCACCGUACACUUUCCAGGCUGGCAACGUAAAAAACACCAGAUACAUAACCGUGACGUCAACGUUCGAAAAGAGCCUGGAAAAGGACCCGGAGCCGACCCCAACUCUCUCGCCUACGGAGCCGUUAACCGAAAACAUCCUCGCUACGACUAACAACUACGCGAAAGAUAACAACUUAGAUUCGAGCAUCGCCACAUUACCACCCAUUUAUCUCGCAUCGGACGUCGCGACGCCGCCCCUCGAAACACUUACAGAGACAUUCAGCACGACGCAGACAAUGCUCAAGACUCACAUUUUGCCGGUAAUACGCGGCGUCAACGACACCACCAUCUCCACUUUAGUGCAGACGUACUUAAUAACUCGGGUAGUUACUGCUACGAAAACACUACCCCCCAUGGAGGCGUAUCAUUUUAACCCCAGUAAGACGCUUAAUGAGUUUAAUAGUCGAUUGGACGAGGCCGGGUCAGAGUUACACUUGGAAUUGGAGUUUGGUGAUAGCAAUGAGCAGGAUGAAGAUGGAAUACCUAGGAGGGCGGUGCUGCCUGCUGACCUAGACCUGGCUAAUAUCGGAACUGAUUUCAAGUUGCCGGAAACCGAUAAGGCUAAGAUCGAAAAGGAGCUGAAGAAUAGAAGGGUGCAGAAAAAGCCUGAUUUAGGUUUGAGCCAAGAACAGUUGCAGCAGUUGGCUUUGUUGAGGCUGCUUAACCCGGCAGCUGCUCAGGGGCAAGUAAUCACCACCUCGAAACCUGUUAUCAAAGUGGAAACUUUAUACGAGACUCAUGUUCUUCCGGUGACACAGGGCCAUAACACGAUUCUAAGCACCAUCUCAAAAGUAAAAGGCACCUUUACAAAAACAGAUUAUGAGUUUGGCACCAGUACGAUCCCUCCAGCUUUUCAACCACCUAUUCCACAAUACCCUCAGUUACCACAAAUACCUCAAAUUCCCCAACUGCCUCAGUUCCCUCAACAACCGCCUGUAAAUCCGUUGUUCCCUCCGCAACCUCAAUUUACAAUCACCUCCUCUCCUGUAACACAAAGCACCAUUAUUACACAAACUAAUAGUAAGGUGCUUAAGUUAACGUUUGGGGCUAAGACAGCACACACGACAGUAUUUUCGACUACAGUAAUACCAACAGUAUUAACGACAUACAUGACGGCAUCGGUACCAGUGGUGGCACCUACAGCGGCGUAUCCUGGAUAUUUUCCUCAACCAUAUCCUCCACCGUAUAACCCGUACGUAGGUUAAAAUAACGUAAGAUACCAGUGAAAGAACUUGCCAAAAAUAAGUGCGGAUAUGAACAAUUCGAUGUGCCGCAAGGGCUUAUUUAUUUUUUGCUUCAAGCGAAAGUGUAUUGUACAUAGAUUGUAAAUGGAUUUUAACAACAAUAAACAAUAACUGAGUUAUUGUCCUUGUAGGGAAGGUACGAGAUUUCAGAACAAAUGGUUUUAAAUUUCUUUUAAAAAAGUUCCUUAGAAUGUAUAAGUUUUGAGCAUUGAUUCUUGGGGCUUUCUUAGGGAUUUAUUUAACAAGAUUAACUUUGCUUGCUUUUCGAUAUAAAAGGAUGCAAAAAUACACUUUACGUUAAAUAUUGUAUUUAGAUCCAUAAAAUAAAUCAUUUUUUUUUUCUUUAAAUAGUGAACUGACUUUGCAAUUAUUUAGGUUAGUUGUACAUAUGUAAUUACUUUAAUUACGUUUAAAUGCAUUUAUUAUUUUAGUGCUUGUAUUAUACCUUUUUAUAUUUUUUAUAGAUAUUUAUGUUAAUGUCAUUUUUUUUAAUAAAGAUAUAAAAAUUAAAGUAAAGAA
This is a messenger RNA of Anthonomus grandis grandis, 4058 nucleotides long. RefSeq lists its product as uncharacterized. The coding region runs from base 237 to 3500 and encodes 1087 amino acids. The record is from RefSeq and is a predicted model, not a curated record. Lineage: Eukaryota; Metazoa; Arthropoda; Insecta; Coleoptera; Curculionidae. The transcript has 12 exons.